Molecule: messenger RNA, 1751 nt
Organism: Centruroides sculpturatus (bark scorpion)
Lineage: Eukaryota; Metazoa; Arthropoda; Arachnida; Scorpiones; Buthidae
Product: actin-related protein 2
Exons: 9
Coding region: 133-1338 (401 amino acids)
Biological process (GO): Arp2/3 complex-mediated actin nucleation
Cellular component (GO): actin cortical patch; Arp2/3 protein complex
Molecular function (GO): actin filament binding
Source: RefSeq, a predicted model, not a curated record
UAGUUCUAUUACCGAACACCACGUGGCGUUUUGUCGUAAAAGAUGGUUCAUUGCUUGCGAGUGAAAUGUGUGAUUCACGAAUAGGCUUGGUCUUUUAAUAAAUUUGAUUUUUUACGAAAGAUCGAAGGCAUAAUGGACGGACAAGGAAGGCAAGUCAUUAUAUGCGAUAAUGGAACGGGAUUUGUUAAAUGUGGCUAUGCUGGAUCAAAUUUUCCUGCAUUUACAUUUCCUUCAAUGGUUGGAAGGCCUAUAAUUAGAGCAGCUCAUAAAAUUGGAGAUAUAGAAGUCAAGGAAAGUGCAGCUGACAAUCAUGAUCUAAUGGUUGGAGACGAAGCUAGUAAAUUAAGAUCUAUGCUUGAAGUUGCUUAUCCGAUGGAGAAUGGUAUCGUGAGAAACUGGGAAGACAUGUGUCACAUAUGGGAUUAUACCUUUGGACCAUCAAAAAUGAAUAUUGAUCCAAAGAAUAGCAAAAUUCUCCUUACUGAACCACCAAUGAAUCCAGUAAAAAAUAGAGAAAAAAUGAUAGAGGUGAUGUUUGAGAAAUAUCAGUUUGCUGCUAGUUAUGUAGCCAUUCAAGCUGUUCUUACUCUUUAUGCGCAAGGUUUAUUAACUGGUGUAGUAGUUGAUUCUGGUGAUGGAGUUACUCAUAUCUGUCCUGUGUAUGAAGGAUAUGCACUGUCUCACUUAACUCGAAGACUAGAUAUUGCCGGACGGGACAUAACAAGAUAUUUAAUAAAAUUACUGUUAUUGCGGGGUUAUGCUUUCAACCAUUCGGCGGAUUUUGAAACAGUUCGUAUGAUCAAAGAGAAACUUUGUUACAUCGGUUAUAAUAUUGAACAAGAGCAAAAACUUGCUUUGGAGACAACGUUUUUGGUAGAGUCAUACACUCUACCGGACGGCAGAGUGAUCAAACUGGGAGGAGAGAGGUUCGAAGCCCCGGAAGCCCUGUUUCAACCCCACUUGAUAAACGUAGAGGGACAAGGAAUUGCCGAACUAGUAUUUAAUACAAUCCAAGCAGCAGAUAUUGAUAUCAGGCCAGAAUUAUAUAAGCAUAUCGUUCUAUCCGGAGGAUCUACCAUGUAUCCCGGUCUUCCCAGUCGUCUGGAAAGAGAAAUUAAGCAGCUGUAUCUGGAAAGAGUACUAAGAGGAGAAACGGAAAAAUUAGCCAAAUUUAAAAUACGCAUCGAGGAUCCUCCCAGAAGAAAGGACAUGGUGUUCAUUGGCGGUUCGGUCCUUGCCGACGUCAUGAGAGACAAAGAAAGUUUCUGGAUGUCCAGGCAAGAGUAUCAGGAGAAGGGCAUGAAGGUUUUAGAGAAAUUGGGCGUUAGGGCUACAUAAUGGGAAAUUACUGUUUACCACCAGCAUUUAGAUCUCAUUUUUUAUAAUGAAACAUUAAAUAUUCAGCCACGGACAUUACCGUGUUUAUUAUUCGAUAUCUGUUCGGUAUAUGUUUCCCAGUGCUACUUUUUUUUAUUAGUUUUUUUUUUAUAUUCACAUUUAUGUUCACGUAUAGAUCUGAUUUUUUUUCUAUGUGUACCGGUGUUCUUUUUUUACGUGUAAGUAAAACGACCCAUUUAACUUUUGUAUAGCUGUGCCAAUUGGAACUUGCAAGCUAUUUUUUACAAUAGUGCUUAAACUUUAACCAUCUAAUAAUGUUAACAUCUAAAAAUUAUUAGCAAUAACUUAUUUGUGCAUAUUUGGAAGUAAAGAAUUUUUUAAUUAAUUGUUUCAGAUUCAAUUUAUUUUUUCCA